Messenger RNA from Colletotrichum higginsianum IMI 349063, 1164 nucleotides. RefSeq names its product Fasciclin domain-containing protein. NCBI's taxonomy places the organism in Eukaryota, Fungi, Ascomycota, Sordariomycetes, Glomerellales, Glomerellaceae. The coding region runs from base 1 to 1164 and encodes 387 amino acids. Gene Ontology annotation, cellular component: fungal-type vacuole membrane. The transcript has 3 exons. Gene Ontology annotation, biological process: macroautophagy. The record is from RefSeq and is a predicted model, not a curated record.
AUGCAGGUCAAGAACAUUCUCCCCUUGGCCUUGGCCAGUGUUGCGCUCGCCCAGGAGGGCGGCCAGCUGAACCUGACCGCCGCCUUGGCUUCCCAGAACUCGAGCUUGUCGACCCUGACUAGCCUUCUCGGUACCCAGCCUGGCCUCGUCCAGGCUCUCUCGCAGGCCCAGAACAUCACCAUUCUGGCCCCCAGCAACGAGGCCCUCGAGGCAUUCAUCGCGAGCGCCGGUUCCGCUGCCACCGACGCUGACUUGGUCGCCGCCAUUCUCCAGUACCACGUCCUGAAUGGCACAUACUAUGCCUCCAACUUCACCGAGGAGCCUCAGUUCAUCCCCACUCUCCUCCAGAACCAGACCUACGCCAACAUCACCGGUGGGCAGCGCGUCCAGGCCCAGACUGUGGACGGCAACGUCACCUUCUACUCGGCCCUGCGGGAGAACUCGACUGUCACCACUGGAAACCUCAACUUCACCGCCGGUACCAUUCACGUCAUUGACAAGGUCCUCAGUGUUCCUCAGGGUAUCGCCGAUACCCUCCGCGCUGCGAACCUCACCGCUGCUCUGGGCGCUGUUCAACUCGCCAAUGUCACCGAGGCCCUUGCUUCCGCCGAGGAUUUGACGAUCUUUGUCCCCAACAACGAGGCCUUCCGCGCCAUCGGUAACCUCACCUCCACCCUCGGCUCCGAGCUCGCAAGCAUACUGCAAUACCACGUUGUCGCCGGCUCUGUACUGUACAGUCCCGAUAUUACCAACACCUCCCUGACGACUCUCAACGGUGGAAAUAUCACCAUCAACGUCAUCAACGAGACUGUUUACGUCAACAAUGCCGAAGUCCUGAUCCCCAACGUUUUGAUUGCCAACGGUGUUGUUCACGUCAUCGACAACCUUUUGAACCCCAACAACACUGCCGCUGAGCCUGACACCACCGCCACCAGCCGCCCUCCUGCCUACACUGGUGCUGGUCCUGUCACUGACGGAAGCAACCCCUUCACCAACAACGUCACCGGACCUACUUCUACAGCACCCCUUGCUACUGAGACUGGUGCCAAUGACGGUGGCGGCGUCCGUUCCACUUCUUCGUCUGUCGAGGCGGCUCCCAUGCGCACUGCUGCUGUCGGUGCCGCUGCCCUCUUCGGUGGUAUGGCCGCUUACAUGAACAUGUAA